GGUGUUGUAAAUUGACUACAUAAAGAGAGGUGUGCUAUCCAGUUGAGUUAUUUAGUAUAAGAAUUGAUAGUCUGUAAGUAAUCUCAAUUGGCAAAGUAUGAUGGGAGUAACCACUGUUUCAAGCUUUCUGUCUCUGCUCUUUCUAAUUCUCUUGGCUCUCGUAAAGUUCUUUGACAAACUAUGGUGGACUCCAACUCGCAUACAGAAGCGGAUGGCUUCGCAGGGAAUCAAAGGUCCUUCGUACAAACUCAUCUACGGAAACGGCAAAGAGAUUACCAGCAUGACGAAGGAAACUAUGAGCAGGCCCAUGAGUACUUCAUCUCAUGACAUAUCUUCUUAUGUUCUUCCUCAUGAUCAUUUGUGGACUAACAUCUAUGGGAAGAGUUUUCUUCAGUGGUAUGGUCCUCAACCUCACUUAACCAUCGGGGAACCCGAGUCGUGCAAAGCAAUACUAAGCAACAAGGAUAGAAUUUGUCGAAAACCAAAACCCCCGUACUUUGUGAAAAAACUGUUCGGAGACGGCCUUCUGAUGGCAGAAGGUGAAAAAUGGGUAAAAUUAAGAAAGCUUGCCACCCAUGCCUUCAAUGGAGAGAGCUUAAAAAGUAUGAUUCCUGAAAUGAUAACCAGCACUGAGGUAAUGCUAGAAAGGUGGAAAAAUCAUGAAGGCGAGGAGAUUGAGGUGAAUGAAGAAUUUAAGUUGUUAACCUCAGAAGUGAUUUCUAGGACAGCAUUUGGCAGCAGCUACUUGGAAGGGAAGAACAUUUUUGAAAUGUUGACGGAGUUGGCCUCCUUAUUAUUCAAAAAUACUUACACAUUCCGGCUUCCUGGCAUCAGUAAGUUCUAUAAACCCAGCGAUGAGAUCAAAUCGGAUAAGCUUGAGAAAGGAAUACGCGACUCCAUAGCAGGGAUGGCUAGCAAAAGAGAAAAGAAAGCAAUGACCGGAGAAGGAGACGGCUUUGGGAGUGAUUAUCUUGGACUACUUUUAAAAGCCCACCACAAUGCCAUCGGAAACGAGAGGAUCUCGAUGGAUGAAUUGGUUGACGAGUGCAAGACUUUUUACCUUGCUGGACAAGAAACCGCAACCAGUAUGCUUUCUUGGACUGUGUUUCUUCUGGCACUUCAUACAGAUUGGCAGGAGGAAGCAAGGAAGGAAGUCUUACAAUUGUUUGGCAAACAAACUCCAAAUCCUGACGGCAUUGCCAAGCUUAAGCUUAAAACAAUGAGUAUGAUCGUCAAUGAGUCUUUAAGGUUAUAUCCUCCUGUCAUUCACCUCAUACGGGAAACGGAAAAGGAAGUUAGACUGGAAGAGCUCAAUGUUCCUGCUAAUGUUCAAUUGCGGGUGUCAAAUCUAGCAUUUCACCAUGAGCCUGAAUUCUGGGGACAAGACGCCCAACUUUUCAAACCAGAGAGAUUCUCAAAAGGUGUCUCUAAGGCUACUAACAAUAACAUGGUCGCAUUCAUACCCUUUGGAAUGGGACCUCGAACUUGUGUGGGCAUGAACUUCGCAAUCAUCGAAGCAAAGAUUGCUCUGUCCAUGAUUCUACAACGCUACUCCUUCACUCUUUCCCCGAGCUAUAUGCACUCACCCAUUAACGGCCUAGCCGUUAGCCCACAGCAUGGAGUUCAAGUUAUACUACACUCACUUUGAUCUUGUAAUAUUGUGUGUUUUAGAAUUUAGAUUGUGCAAAGACGGAAGAAUAAACAUGUGAAAUUCCAAAAUUCAAUAUGCUUAAUUUCAAGCUCAGUAUCAAUACUUAAGACUAGUCGUAAUUGUUAUGUAUUCCAAUCUGAAAAUAAUUUGAAGCCCAGUUUCAAUACUCAA
Malus domestica (apple) is the source of this 1822-nucleotide messenger RNA. Its product is annotated as cytochrome P450 CYP749A22-like. Gene Ontology annotation, molecular function: monooxygenase activity; iron ion binding; heme binding. The record is from RefSeq and is a predicted model, not a curated record. NCBI's taxonomy places the organism in Eukaryota, Viridiplantae, Streptophyta, Magnoliopsida, Rosales, Rosaceae.